Messenger RNA from Penicillium samsonianum, 1869 nucleotides. RefSeq names its product putative MFS multidrug transporter. Lineage: Eukaryota; Fungi; Ascomycota; Eurotiomycetes; Eurotiales; Aspergillaceae. The record is from RefSeq and is a predicted model, not a curated record. Bases 1 to 1869 code for a protein of 622 amino acids. Gene Ontology annotation, biological process: transmembrane transport. Gene Ontology annotation, molecular function: transmembrane transporter activity. The transcript is spliced from 3 exons.
AUGGGGGUUUCUCCACAAACUCAGAACCAUGGCCAAGACCGCCGCGAGGACCGAGAAAAUGUUCAUCUUCCCUCCCAAGGCGAUUCUGACUUGAUCGGUCAUCAUGCGGACUUGUCAAGUACAGAAAGCGACAGCGAUCCCGAAAGCGACGACACCGCAAUUUUCCAAGGCAACUCCCAGCCGAGGAGAUUGGACUCCGCGCCGCUGAUAACCAGUCACCGACGAUUUCCCUCGAUCGACGAUGAUCGCGAUCAUGAUCAUGACGGUGUGCUGGGGCCGGCCGAGAAUGGCGAGGAGAAACCAGUGACUUGGAGCUCGCUACCGAAGAAGGGCCAGUUGGCAAUCUUGACAUUAGCGCGGCUGUCAGAGCCGUUGACGCAGACCUCUCUGCAGGCGUACAUGUUCUAUCAGCUCAAAUCGUUUGAUCCAUCUUUGCCAGAUUCGAAGAUCUCCGCGCAGGCGGGUAUCCUCCAGGGUAGCUUUACAGCGGCGCAAUUUAUCACCGCUGUCUGGUGGGGCCGUCUUGCUGAUGCUGAAUGGAUGGGACGCAAGAGAGUGCUGUUGAUCGGAUUGAUGGGCACUUGUCUGUCUUGUGUAGGAUUUGGCUUCUCUCGAUCUUUUGCGACGGCCAUGGUCUUUCGGACACUGGGCGGGAUAUUGAACAGCAAUGUCGGAGUGAUGCGAACGCUGAUUGCAGAGAUCAUCGCUGAGAAGAAAUAUCAAUCCCGCGCCUUUUUGCUCCUACCCAUGUGCUUCAAUAUCGGUGUAAUCAUAGGUCCAAUUUUGGGAGGCUCUUUGGCCGAUCCUAUCAACAGCUUUCCGCAAUUUUUCGGCCCAGGAUCUACCCUUGGAGGUAAAGAAGGUGUCUGGUGGAUGCAGCGUUGGCCCUAUGCAUUACCGAAUCUUUUGAGCGCAAUCUUCAUAUUUGCAUCGUUUCUCGCAGUAUUUCUUGGGCUCGAUGAGACCCAUGAAAUUGCGCGUUAUAGGAGGGACUGGGGUCGUAAACUGGGCAAGCGGAUCACAAGAGCUUGGACCCGACGACCUCGGUACUAUCGUCCAUUGACACGGUCCAGAGACGAUGACUCCAUUUACACGGACGGCAGCGUCGGUACCUGGUCUACGCCAUCAAGUCCAGCCCGUUCUCGCGUGCAUCCACGGCCACAUAAGAAAAUAGGGUUCCGUCAAAUCUGGACACGCAACAUUAUCUUGACUUUGGUGGCCCACUUCCUGCUCGCCUUCCACACAAGCGCCUUCAAUUCUAUGACAUUUGUAUUUUUGCCCGCACCCCGUGCCCCAGAGAACUCCCGGCAAGGUCUUUUCCAUUUCGGCGGUGGACUAGGUCUUCCAUCAUCCAGAGUUGGGCUUGCUACUGCUAUUAUUGGUUUCAUCGGCCUGCCACUCCAGAUCUUCCUCUAUCCGCGGAUACAGACAAAGCUUGGCACCCUCACGUCAUUCCGAACGUUCCUGCCCUUUUCGCCCAUCGCAUACAUGCUGAUGCCCUUCCUUGUGAUUCUUCCACGCAUACCAUGGAUUGUUUGGCCUUCUUUCACGUUUGUCGUUAGCUUACAGGUCAUAUCGCGGACAUUUAUCCUGCCCGCUGCUAUCAUCCUGGUGAACAACUGUGUCACGGAUCCAUCUGUCCUAGGCACAGUCCAUGGAGUGGCACAGAGUAUCUCUAGCGCAGCUCGGACACUUGGUCCAUUCCUAGGUGGCUGGGGGCUGGGCCUGGGCCUCGAGAAUAACAUGAUUGGGGCAGUAUGGUGGGCACUGGCUGUUGAGUCUUUGCUUGGUUGGGCUAUGCUAUGGAGCAUUUAUGAGGGCAAGGGAAUCGAACGCAAGAACGAUGAGGUAGAGGAGGAUGAGGAGUAA